CCACUCAGGUAUCCAUCCAGUCAUCCUGUGACUCAAACACUGUAUCUGUUUCCUGGGAAGCCUCUCAGGGAUCUGUGUCCUACAUGGCUGUUGCUGAGGGCAGUGGAGGUCAUAGGGUGACUUGCGACACCGACCAGCAUACCUGCAAUAUUAUCGGCCUGCAGUGUGGACAGACUUAUCAAAUUUAUGUCUCUGGUGUGGAUGGCGACUGUAUUGGAUCCAGAAGUGAAGUUCACAUUCUUGAAACAGCCCCUUGUGUGCCUCAGAACGUGCAGACUAUCCUGGAGUGUCAAUCUACUGUUCUCAACAUUACCUGGCAACAGAGAGGUCAAGCCCAUCACUACCACACCACAGUGAGAAGCAGUGAUGGUCGAGUGCUGGGGUGUGACUCUAACGUAACCUUCUGCCAAGUACCUCACAUUCUUUGCGGCCUGACUUACAGCGUGACAGUGGUUGCCUAUAGUCAAACCUGCAACAGUUCCCAAAGCUCUGUGCAACAUGUCACCUCAGCCCCCUGCCCACCAGAUGCUAUCUUUACAGUCUUGGACUGUGAAUUAAACACUGUGUCUGUGUCCUGGGACUCUAGUGUAGAUGGUGUGCUCUACAUUGCAAAGGCCUUUGAUUUCAAUAACGACCAAAAUUACUACACAUGUAACACCACAGAGACCAGCUGUGACAUCACUUUGACCUGUGGCAUAGAUUAUAAUGUGACUGUAGUGCCAUUAAGGGAUGGCUGCACUGGGGCAAAUGCACCAGUCCAGUAUGUUAUGGCAGCUCCUUGCGUUCCCCUGAUGUUGGAUGUUGAGAUGGACUGCCUUUCUGAUUCGGCUUGGCUGACAUGGGAAGAGUCAGCCGGGGCAGAGCUCUACAUCGCCACUGCCACUGACAGUGAUGGAGAGGUGUACCAGUGUAACUCAACUGAGGGCCAGUGUACAGUUGAACAGCUACAAUGUGGAAGAUUCUACAACUUCAGUGUCACUGCUUCAAACAGUCAGUGCAACAGCCCUACGAGCAACACAAUGGAAUCUGAAACAGCCCCCUGUCCACCUCAGAAUGUGGUCACAUCAGUGGGGUGUGGCACUGGUAUGGUGAGUGUGUCAUGGGACGAGAGCGUUGGCGCACUGAGCUACACUGCCACUUUGGAACGUACAGAUGGGGAGACCACCUGCUGCACGGCAAACUCCACUUCCUGUGAGGUCAUUAACCUUCCCUGCGGCCAGAUGUACGUCCUGACAGUCACUGCUGAGGGACGAACAUGCAACAGCUCUCAGAGCAUUGAGGUCAUCGUACGGUCAGUUCCCUGUAUUCCGGAGAGUCUGGUGUCCAGUACGAGCUGCAGUGAUAACGUAGCCACCAUGUCAUGGGUGAGCAAUGAAGUUGGUGAGCUCUACAUGGUCAGGGCCAUCAGCGAUGACGGGCUUCACUUCGACAGCUGCUCAGGGUUUGGUCAGUCAUGUGAUCUUACAAUGCUGAUGUGUGGUGUGCCAUACACUGCCACAGUAAUAGCGCAAGACAGCAUCUGCACCAGUCCACCCAGUCAAGCUGCUCCAAUUAGGACAGUGCCCUGUGUGCCGGAUUAUGUGAGCGCUGAUGUGAUCUGCCAAGGGAACGACCUGUCCGUGUUCUGGCAGGAGAGCGCAGGAGCAGACUCUUACACAGCUAUGCUUGAGGAUAGUUACGGCCAUCUCACCAACUGUCAGAGCAUGAACGACACCACCUGUACAGUUAACAGCCUCGCCUGCGGACAGACCUACCAUGUCAGUGUGAUAGCGUCAGACGGAUACUGUGACAGCUUGCCCAGCGCCAUCAUUGACGUAAAUACAGCUCCUUGUAUGCCUCGUGGCAUUCGGGCACUAAUGGACUGUCAAUCUGGUACGGCUGCUUUGUCAUGGCAGCCAGGCACUGGGGCAAUGCAGUACGUGACCACAGCAGUUGAUGAGUCUGGUCAUGCACUCAGCUGUGAAAGCAACAAUACCAACUGUGAGCUGACAGGACUAGCCUGUGGAGAGAGCUACAACAUCACGGUGUUAGCAGAAGGACAAACCUGCAGCAGUGCUGCAACCAUGAGUGGACCCCUGAGUACAGGUGAGCAAAGCUACUCAAACCACCUCCUAGAAUACUCCUAAGCAGUACUCUAAGCAAAC
Ctenopharyngodon idella (grass carp) is the source of this 2144-nucleotide messenger RNA. Its product is annotated as fibronectin type III domain-containing protein 7-like. The record is from RefSeq and is a predicted model, not a curated record. The transcript has 8 exons. NCBI's taxonomy places the organism in Eukaryota, Metazoa, Chordata, Actinopteri, Cypriniformes, Xenocyprididae. Bases 84 to 2126 code for a protein of 680 amino acids. Gene Ontology annotation, molecular function: protein binding.